CGACAGAAGAGAGAUGUAUAAAUAACUAGCUGCGUUGUGAUUUUUAAAAGCAUUGUUAAUCUGAUCUACCUCUUAGAACCAUCUGAUCGACCAUUGCAAUUAUGUAUUUUGCUUAUUUAUUGUUCCUGAUAUUGUAUUCUACUGGUCAGUGCUUGGGUGGUUGUUAUGAAAAUCACGAUGUUCCCAGAAGUGCUCGAAAAAGUAGGGGUUAACCGUGAUCAACGAGGCGGCUUCCCCAGGGCAAGGCCCUCCCAUUGCACUCCGGCUGGGCUGACCUUUGUGAUUAUUCCUGAUGCGAAUAACUUGCAAAUAUUGAUUUUCAAAGAUAAUCAGAUUGUACCAGAUGUCAUCAGCGUAGCCCCCGGAAAGUUACUUGAAGUAAAAUACAAGUCAAAUGUUGAAGUGAAACUGGGCAACGAGUUGCGCCCUAAGCAGGUCCAAGAAGCCCCAGAAGUCAAGUACGAAGCAGACGCAGGUGAUUACUACACUCUGCUAUUGACUGAUCCAGAUGCACCGAGUCGCAAAAAUCCAACUGUGAGAGAAUUCAGUCAUUGGCUGGUUGUUAAUAUUCCCGGAUCGAAAGUAUCUGAAGGUGACAAUAUCAGAGAAUAUAUGGGUUCAGCUCCUCCAGAAGGCACAGGCUUGCACCGUUAUGUAUUCCUCCUCUACAAACAAAACGGAAAACAGACGUUUGAUGAACCCCAUCAGGUCGCUACCGAUGGAAAUCGCGGGAGAUUUUCUACUGCGCAGUUUGCUAAAAAACACAAUUUGGGAAAUCCUAUUGCUGGCAACUUUUUCCAAGCUCAGUGGGAGAAGAGUAAAUAAACCUCAUUGAACCCGACAUAUUCCUGACAGUUACUCAAAACUUCAUCGAAAUCUGCAUUACUUAUACAAUACAUAUUUUCCAUUCCACUGGAAAUGGUCAAGAAACGAAAAAGUCAAGGUUGAGAGAAAAAAUUAUAUUCUUCUCGAUUCCCAUUAGAUUGAAUGUAAUUCUUAUUGAUCAUAUAAAUUAUUUAUAAUAAUAAUUAUAAUCGAAACAAAUUCCAAUUAGUAAACCACAAUCAUGAUAUAAAGCAAUGAACUUAAUUUUUAUUAGGAGUAAGAAUUGAUAAGGUUGGC
Messenger RNA from Phaedon cochleariae (mustard beetle), 1122 nucleotides. Lineage: Eukaryota; Metazoa; Arthropoda; Insecta; Coleoptera; Chrysomelidae. The record is from the annotation of a GenBank genome assembly.